UGAACUUUCCCAGCAACUGGAAACAGAGUCUAAAAAAUGCAUGGAGGUAGAAGCACAAAAUCAGGACUUGCGAGAACAGUUGUCCACCAUGCAUGGGAACCAGGAAAAACUGGAGAAGAGCAAAUGCCAGCUGAAAGAAGAGGUGGCUAACCUCAAACAUCGUUUGGAGACUAACAUGGUGGAUCGCAGCCAAAUAGAACAAUAUAAAAGAGAGAUGGAAGAACGAGCUGGCCAAGAAAUAAGACAAAAACUACAAGAAGUCAAUCUAUUUUUGCAGACGCAGGCAGCCUCCCAGGACAGAUUAGAGCAAAUCAGAGCCAGUCAUCAUGCAUCACUGAGAAACCAGCUGAAACACAGAAUUAGAGACCUCGAAUGUGAAUUGGACAGGAUAAAAAAUACACAACAAGACAGUAUUUUUCAAAGAGAAUCAAAUCAGGCAGAAGUGGAAAAGUACAGAGAGCUGUACUUGGAGGAAGUAAAAAUUAGGAGAUGCCUAGCAAAUAAACUGGAAAGAGCUAAUGAGAGACUAGCAGAAGCACACGCUAAGCUCCUUCAGGAGCGCCACAGAAGCAAAUCCUUAAUCGCAAGCAGCAUUGUCAGUGGAGGUCUGGCUGCAAGUCCAGUUCUGUAUUCAGCUGAACUGGGACAUCUUGGCAACAAUUUGGCGCUGAACAGAAGUCUCAGUCUAGGAGGAAGCUUCCUAAGCUCAACCGGGAAUGCACUGGCAUCAAGAAACAGGGUUGAAGCCUACGUGGCUAAGGUACGGCGGGAACUGGAUGAAAAAAUCACGAAAGAACUUGAACAGGCCACUGCUGAACUUGAAACUGGAUCUGCUGGAGCUUCUCCCAUGGUAUCUGCUGAUGGCUCUUCAAAUAAUUUCCAUGUUGAUCAGGAUCCCCUUUCCAGGGCAAUACAGGAGUACCGUGAUGUUCUCAAUAAAAAUUACCUGAUUUGAACAAAAUGCUAUGGAAAGGCUCUGGAAAUCAUUUUGUUUACAUAGUGCAUCUAUGGUUUCCCAUCCCAUGGUUCAGAUGUGAAAACGUGUUCAUUGCAGUCUGAAUGUAACUCCUAAGUCUAUUAAAUGGAUGUCAAGCACAUUGCACUUACCUGUUGGUUUAUUGAUGCAUAGUUCUUUUGUUUUGCACUCACAGUAAGAACCAUGUCUAUUUUUUGCUGACUAGCAGAUUGACUAAUCUUGAUUCUUGAGCUCGACAGAACUGUCAAAAGGUUUCUUGUUAAGGUAGGUGCAUUAUUUUGCUCACUCACGUUCUGUGUUUUAACAAAAGCAUUCCCUUUGUUCU
Molecule: messenger RNA, 1301 nt
Organism: Leptosomus discolor (cuckoo roller)
Lineage: Eukaryota; Metazoa; Chordata; Aves; Leptosomiformes; Leptosomidae
Source: RefSeq, a predicted model, not a curated record